Molecule: messenger RNA, 1839 nt
Organism: Fomitiporia mediterranea MF3/22
Lineage: Eukaryota; Fungi; Basidiomycota; Agaricomycetes; Hymenochaetales; Hymenochaetaceae
Exons: 7
Coding region: 1-1839 (612 amino acids)
Source: RefSeq, a predicted model, not a curated record
AUGAUCACAGACGACCUCCCCUGGCCAGAGCUCGGCAAUGUCUCGCGCGGCGCGACGCGCGGAAACCAGGGCUCAAAGGGCGUCCUCGGCCCUCCAGAUCCUCAAGGCAGAGCAAUCCUCCAAUUGCGCGUUCAGCCAGGUGUGCUUGCAGUAAAGCUAAAUCCAACUGCUGCAGCCUGGUAUCGCAUGCUCGACGCAGAGGUCCAGCGCGCUCUCAAGGAGACAAAAACCUACUGGCGCAAGGCGCGAAGACGCCAGGAUUAUGAUGCGCGCGCAGACCAGGACCAUAUGGAACUCCACGAGUGGCUUCAGCAGCUCAAGGACAAGGCAAUGGCCCACCUCGAGCUACUCCUCCAGAAGGGAGAAAUCACUGGCCCGCCGUACGUCAUGCCCGACCAUAUCGAGUUCACAUUUAUGCGCGGUUUCGUCGAGCGACAGCGUGCUGGAAUUCCACAUAACCCGCGUCUACGUGGACUCCCCCACGAUGAGCAGCACCACAUCCCGGAAGAGGACCUUGUGGACGACGAUGUCGACGCCCGCGGCUCGCCUGAAAGCGUGAGUGUCGCCAGCGCACUCAAAAGUCCCGUCACGCCCUUCGCAGCCGGUCGUCCUACCUCGUCCACCUCUCCGCCCUGGUCCAAGCUCCCCUCAGACCCCUCGUCAUCUUCCCAGCCGCUCGAUAUCGUCCGGAAGAUCGAGGCCUCGCAGAAUGCUCUCCGGCAAUCCCGUUCGCGGCUAAGGGUUGCCAGAACAUCCACUCAAGACGCCUAUUCACGCUACAGGCAAGCUGUCGACCAACAACAAAUCCUUGAAGCCGAGGUCAUCCGCGCUGAAGAGCGCCUGGACGAACUGACCCGUGCCCUCGUACAGCAGUCAGCAACACCCACUCAAGGGCCAUCCGUCAGCAGUGCACCCGCCGCUGGUCCGUCCUCUGACCUUCAAGUCCAGACUCAGCUACAUUCACAAGGACAGCCUACCUCGGCCGCUUCAACACCAAUUGCAACCUCCGCCCCCAACGGUGCAUUCGACCUCGCGUCGUUACACCCCCUCAACCCUUCCUCCCAUCCGCGCUCCCACCAGCAAGCUCCCCACCCGCAAGCUCACCAUCAUCCGCAACAGCAACAACUUACACCAUACUCGCAACAUCAGGUAUAUCCAUGGGCAGCGUCCCCUUACCCUGGUGGACCGCCUCAACGUCCCGCGUCGAGCGUCUCGGCUUCCAGUGCGCCCGGUGGCUUGAGCGUUGAGCUAGCCCAUGCCCAACGUUAUGGACCGGAGAUGUCUCUCAGUAGCGCUGGUGGAAGUAGGAACACGAACGAGGACUGGACGACAAUAGGUUCUGAAAGUGAAGUGAGUCGUCCUGUCCUUCGCUGCAGCACUUCAUCUGGUCCUGUGGUCCAUGGUGUUUGUUACGCCCGUCUGACAAGCCACGGAUUUUCUGGGCAGCAGGCAACAUUGAUGCACGCACACGGCGUCUCCCGCGUCGCUAGCCCGCAACGCAAACAUCCCCGCGAGUGGGAAGGGUCAACUCAACAACAGCAACAACAGCAACAACAGCAGCAAUCGGCACAGUCGGCACAGUCGGCACCGCAGAUGUCCAUCCGAGACAGCGGCGACGAUUCGGCGCCACACCCUCCCCGGAAACGUAUGAACCAGACAGACUCUUCGGGUGCAUCAACCCUCCCAAUGGCGUUGUCUCUCGCGAGUCCGUUGCCUAGCCCGCACCCUCCACACCAGCCUCACCAGUCCCAUCAAUCGCAACAGCAGCAGCAGCAGCAUGCUUACCACGCGGCGGGAGGGUGGCCAAACUUCGCACCUGGUCCUGGGCCUGAUAAUUGA